Molecule: messenger RNA, 4011 nt
Organism: Neodiprion fabricii
Lineage: Eukaryota; Metazoa; Arthropoda; Insecta; Hymenoptera; Diprionidae
Product: homeotic protein proboscipedia
Exons: 3
Coding region: 882-3470 (862 amino acids)
Biological process (GO): regulation of DNA-templated transcription
Molecular function (GO): DNA-binding transcription factor activity, RNA polymerase II-specific; DNA binding
Source: RefSeq, a predicted model, not a curated record
ACUCAAGCCGGUCCUCCGAGGACCUCCGAAGCCUCGCGCGAAGGCCUCUCACUACGCAGCCCACCAGCCCGCCUACGAAGAGAGGGUUGAGCUCUCCGGGCACCGCGGCCGCCCCGCCAUUGGUCCGCCGGUUAGCUCACGUGACGUCCUCACGGACGAUUGCGGAGUGCGGAGAGCGGCGAACGGAGUGCGGAGAGCGGAGAGCGGCGAGCGGAGAGCGGAGAGCGGAGAACGGCUUCGUAGGUUACCGAAGAAAAGAGACAGCAGUAACAACACCGACUCGUUACCAACAACAUUCGUUGAGUGAAAAGGUACCAACCGCGGACUGGCUCACAUCGCCGACCUCCAUUCCGUGCGCGUUCCUAAGAGCGAGCCAGUCGGAUUAGCAGGCUUGUGUCGCGGCUGUGUUUCCGUGUAACGAAAUCCUACCGAUUUCCUACUCGACCCAGUGACAGUGUUUAUUUUAUUCUCUUGUAGUUUUGAAAAACCAUACACUUCUGGUUUUUUUUUUAUUUUCCUUCAACAUCUUCCGAAAUUGGUUCUAAUUCGUCUGGGUCAAUACCUAGACGGCAUCUCCGUCGGCGUUACAAUCACACGUAAGGGGGCUAGUGAACAGGGAUACACAGUGAGCGCGUUGCGCCGAUCAGUUUGGUUGUCAAGUGAUCUCAACAUCCCAAAUGUGAUACCCGCUGAUAGUACUUUCUCGACAAUUUUCUCCCAUUCCGUUAAAAAGAUGCGCUACUCGGCGGUGAACGCCGUCGUUCGCGAUCGGCAAGUUCUGAUUAGGUAUGUGAUAUGAUUUGGGGUGAAAGCUGAGGCCCGAGCGUUUAGUGAAACAGUGAGUAAGACCAGUGUGUUUGCGGUGCUUCCGCGCUCCCUGCAUGCGCGAUAAGCAGGGACCCGCCGUGCAUCCUCAGGAGGCACACCGUCAGUCGCUGCACCAUCAGCAGCAGGGCCUGCUUCAGGCCCACCUUCAGGGACUGACGGUCGACGACAAGGAGCUGGUAGCCGUGAAAACGCGGCCGUCAACCCCAGUCCUGGCGAACGACGGCUGCGGUGGUACCGCCGCCGGUGGAGGUGGUGGUUUCUGGUUGGCGUCGGUUGCGGCCGGGGCCGGGGCUGGCACCGGGCUGUCACCGCACGGGGCCCACCCGGCCAUGGACCCAACCUGCGGCCCCGCCGAAACUGGCUUCAUAAACAGCCAGCCGUCGAUGGCGGAGUUCAUGACCGCCCUGCCCCAACUCGCCGGCGAUGGACCGCUGCAGCACUCGCCCGGAGCCGGAGGGCCCCUCAGUCCGGGGGCCCACCACCCUGGCUAUCACGCGAUGAUGGACCCCCACGGAGUCCCCGAUCCGUCCGGCGUCAACGUGCCCGAGUACCCGUGGAUGAAGGAGAAAAAAACAACGAGGAAAAACAACCAGCAAGAAAACGGUCUUCCCAGGAGAUUGCGAACCGCGUACACGAACACUCAGCUACUGGAACUGGAGAAGGAGUUUCACUUCAACAAAUACCUGUGCAGACCACGGAGAAUCGAAAUUGCAGCCUCGCUGGAUCUUUCCGAGAGACAAGUAAAAGUGUGGUUUCAGAACCGACGAAUGAAGCACAAGCGUCAAACUUUGAGUAAAGAGGACGGAGACGAUAAGGACGGGACGUCGCAGGAUGGUAUCGAGAAGUCUAAGAGCGAUAAGAUGAUGCUGAUGGACGAGGAUGAGAAGAAGAGCUGUCACAACUGCGACAUUUCCGGUGUCGGAGACGUGGGUAGUUCGUUGGGUGAGGUGCCUGAACUGCGAGCGUCGGACCGAGGCGCGGGCAGCAAUAACAACAACACGCCAAGUGCGACGAACAACAACACGGGCUUCAGCACGAAUAGCAACGGAGCGAGCAGCGUCGGUAGCACGAACAGCGUCUCAAGCUCCUUCGAGAAGAUGAUAGCCGACGACGAUUCCCGGUCUCAAGAUGGCAGCGAGGUAACCUCGCCCAGCGUCGCAGCGAAGAAGGUUUCCGGCGAGGUGCGGGUGAAGGUCGAGGGCGGGCACAAGAGUCCAAACCCAGCGAAACAGGUAUCCGUCAGCAAAAAAUCACCGCCUGCAAGCUCCAAGGACAUGCAAUGCUCGAUGAACAGCAACGGCGUCCUCCUCGCGAUGCCAGACUCCACGGUGAGUACGCCCGCAUUGGCCGGAGGCCAGGGAUCGACGCGGAGUUUAACGCCGUCCUCGACGCCGGGGACGCCGGCGUCGGUUCAGUUGCAGCAGGGAAGUCCCCUGGGAAUCCAGGCGGUGCACGUCGCCUACAUGCAGAGGCCGAGGAGCUCGCCGUCGUCGGCAAGCUCGGUGCCCACCAGUGUUCUCCACGGGCCGUCAAACCCCAGCGGAAUCUCGCCCCACACCGGGAGGCCGAUUCCCAACCCCCAGGGCCACUUUCAGCAGGGUUCUUACCAGCCCGCAAGCGUCGAUUACAGGAACGGAAUUGCCUCGAGCCGGCAAUCCGCUCCGGCGGUGACGCAGCACACGCAACAGCCGCAGAAUACAUACUGUCCCCGAGAACCUUACCAGCAGCGGAUCGCCUACCCCGGCGAAAUUCAUCCCAUUUACGCACGGCAGAAUCAGAGCAUGACGCGGGGCCACCACGGUCGAAACGCAGCCGCGACGCGACCGGUUUACAACUCGGGGAUGCAGUUUCACCAGCAGCAGACCCAGCAGUACGCUGCCGCGGGUGAUUACAACGGCUACGCAAUUUCCGCCCAGGGCGGAAACGCUGCUGGAUACCAUGCCGGAUACCACAGGAACGUCCAGGGCUCCGCGUACGCCACGAGUCAAGGCUACGCAGCCGCUCAGGCCGAUCAGGGCGCCGAGUCUUACGGAGCCGCUGGUGCCUACGGCUACCCGGGGACCGGGACCACCGGGUACCACGCCAAUACCGACACCCUCGGCGCCCUGGGUGCCCAUGGACACGCCGGCGUCGUGACGCAGGCUUCGCAAGCUUCGCAGCACGCGUAUUACGGCGAAAUGCAACAGCCGCAACAGCAGCAGCAGCAGCAGCACGGUGCCGAAGGGUACGUAGCUCACCAGGGUGCCGUUCACUCAAACACCGGCGAUUACAGGAGCGGCAACAAGUGCCACCAGAACACCUACUACGAGCAAGCCAGCCAGCCCCACGUUCACCAGGGCGGUGAGGCCUCCAGUAUACCCAGCAGCUACGUUUCUUCACCGGAUCCGUUUCCAGCACCUGGUAUGACCACGACGGCGACAGCUAUCGCCGCCGCCACAGCCGCGGUCAUGACGCCCCCGGGAAGUGCCGGGCAGUCGGACGCGAACAGCGAAAGCUACGGUAAUUUUGGAAACUUUUACGGGGAACCCGUCCACGCCGCUGCGCCACCACCCUCAGCCGACAACAGCAACAGCUCCUCAGAUUUCAACUUCUUGAGCAAUCUGGCCAACGAUUUUGCACCCGAGUAUUAUCAGCUCAGCUGAGCCCCGGAAAAUGAUCAAUUGUUAUGGCAAACCGAUUGGGCUGAUGGACAAUAUUUACAAAACUAAUUGUGAAGAGUUGGUUUUUCAAUGAGAGAGUCAAGCGUGCUGGCGUUUUAUAGCGUGCAAUGCUGAUGAGUCGAUUGUAUAUAUUGUAGAGGACAGUGUGGAAUUAUUUAAUCGGGUGAUUCUAAGGAUCUCUUCUCUUUCUCUCUGGUCCUAUCUGCCCCUUGCAUCAAGUUCGCGGCGGAAACAAGUGCAAUCAAGACGAAUAAAUUUAUUUGUUUAAUCGGUGAAUCGCGUCGGAUCACUCUCGAGCGAUGAAACCUGAAAAAUGUGUUAUCUUGUCCGACAGUAAAGCAAUUGUUGAUCACUCUUGUUGAAUGAAAUGAAGUAAAGUCAGUGAUAAAACAGACUUCUUCAUAGGAUCAGUUCCUUAGGCUCGCGUGGUCUGUUAUUAAAAACGGAGAUUGACGUGAGCCUAUUCUACAGAGAAAAAAAAAAGUUGUGAAUGAAAAAAUACGACAGUGUACGAUAAACAGUU